Molecule: messenger RNA, 741 nt
Organism: Candidozyma auris
Lineage: Eukaryota; Fungi; Ascomycota; Pichiomycetes; Serinales; Metschnikowiaceae
Exons: 1
Coding region: 1-741 (246 amino acids)
Source: RefSeq, a predicted model, not a curated record
AUGAAUUCGGUGCCCUUGAAGUCAAUUGACCACAUCACUUCCUUAUCGCUCUUCCAGCAGGCUCAGGACAUUGCUCGUCACAUCCCUCAGUGGCAUAAAGCUGGUACAUACAAAUACCUGGUGCCUCAGGAAAGACAAGAUGUUCACGUAGACAUCCAUACGAAAAGCUUCAAUGACGACUAUUGGGUUGCACGCGCAAGUGACUUCCAUGAAUUCUCACCCAAAACUCGUACUCACGUUUACCAGCUCUUGGACAAGUACGUGGUUGGCUCUUUGUCUGUGUUGGAGGAAUCCCAUACUCACUAUGAGAUGGGGUACAUCCAGGAAAUGUACGAUUUCAAAGUGCAUCAACACGAAUUGGCAGAGGCGGUGCCUGGUUUUGAUAGCAUCACUUACUUGGCAGAGUUAUAUUACCACUUGCAGUUCCCGUUGAAGAAGAGGAAGUUUUGCAAUCUAGUGCACAUCUUAAGAGCACAUGACGGCAAGUCUGCUUACAUCAUCAGCUUGGCUGUAGACCCAAGUGUAAUUCCUGGUAACCCUCAGGAGCCUGAUUUUGUACAAGGACGGUAUACCUCCGUGGAGUAUGUUGAGUUCGACCCAAAACUGAGCGAUGUCAAAUGGUAUAUGACCACAUGCUCCGAUGCCGGCGGAAGUGUGCCACAGUGGCUCGCUAAGCUCACUAUCAACAGCGUGGUAGCAAAAGAUGUUCAUCUGUUCCUUGCAUGGGCCAACACUAAGUAG